Molecule: messenger RNA, 1386 nt
Organism: Eutrema salsugineum
Lineage: Eukaryota; Viridiplantae; Streptophyta; Magnoliopsida; Brassicales; Brassicaceae
Product: pseudouridine-5'-phosphate glycosidase
Exons: 13
Coding region: 180-1172 (330 amino acids)
Molecular function (GO): pseudouridylate synthase activity
Source: RefSeq, a predicted model, not a curated record
GAGAGACUUCUUCAGUUUUUCUCUUCAUCUUCUUCACUUCAUUUCGUGCCCCUGUAAGGUCUCUUUCAGAUUCUGUUUGACAGCUUAAAUAAACCUCGUGAGUAAAACUGAAUUUGGGCAAUUUCUGUUUGAAGAUUUCUGAUAAGCAAAAGAGAGGGUUAAACAGAAGUCAGAGAGGAAUGGCUUCUUCUUCUGCUCUUUCUAGAAUCUCGACUCUCCAGAAUCAUAUUUCCCCACUUGAAGCAAACAACAAGCUCAGGAGUCUGGUCAAGAUAUCUCCAGAAGUAUCUGACGCCAUAUCUAAUGGACGUGCCGUGGUCGCUCUUGAGUCAACCAUAAUCUCCCAUGGUAUGCCUUACCCUCAAAAUCUGCAAACCGCAAAAGAGGUUGAAUCAAUUGUGAGAGAAAAUGGAGCAAUCCCUGCAACAAUAGCUAUACUGAACGGAGUACCUUGCAUAGGUCUUAACGAAGAAGAACUAGAACGUCUUGCAUCUCUGGGAAAAAGUGUCCAAAAGACUGCAGGCAGGGACAUAGCACAUGUUGUGGCUAGAAGAGGAAAUGGUGCAACUACAGUCUCUGCAACCUUAUUUUUCGCUUCUAUGGUUGGCAUCCAAGUUUUUGUAACCGGCGGGAUAGGAGGUGUGCAUAGACAUGCUAACCAUACUAUGGACAUAUCCUCCGAUCUUACUGCACUCGGAAGGACUCCUAUAGCAGUGAUAUCAGCGGGCGUUAAAUCAAUACUUGAUAUCCCAAAGACUCUUGAAUAUUUGGAAACUCAAGAAGUGUAUGUUGCUGCAUACAAAAGUGAUGAGUUUCCGGCAUUUUUCACAGAAAAAAGCGGCUGUAAGGCACCUUUCCGGGUAGAUAGCCCUGAAGACUGUGCUCGAGUAAUAGAUGCAAACAUGAAGCUAAACCGUCAGGCGGGGAUUCUAUUUGCGGUUCCAAUUCCAAAACAGCAUUCAGCCGCCGGAAAUAUUAUCGAAUCAGCAACACAGCGUGCUCUUACAGAAGCGAGGGAACAAAAAGUUACUGGAAGUGCAGAAACUCCAUUUUUACUUGCUCGGGUAAAUGAAUUGACUGGAGGCACGUCACUAGCAGCAAACAUUGCGCUUGUGAAAAACAAUGCCCUUAUCGGUUCUCAGAUUGCAGUAGCUCUUUCUCAGCUGAUUUGAGCUUCCUCUCAAGCUCUCAUGCUCAAGCUCAAUCUCAAUCUCAGAUUCAGGUUCAUGAUUCAGGACAGAUCAAAGAUGUUUUGGAUUGGUAGUUGUUGAAUGUUUUAAUGUUGCUUAUCAAAGAUUUUUUCUUUAGCCCAAGAAACUCUUUUAACAUAUUUUCACAUGUUGUAUAUUUAAAUAUUUUUAUAGCAUGUGGAACCUGAUUUGUCUC